Messenger RNA from Xylaria bambusicola, 2394 nucleotides. RefSeq lists its product as uncharacterized. The record is from RefSeq and is a predicted model, not a curated record. Gene Ontology annotation, cellular component: transcription export complex 2. The transcript has 3 exons. Gene Ontology annotation, biological process: poly(A)+ mRNA export from nucleus; post-transcriptional tethering of RNA polymerase II gene DNA at nuclear periphery; transcription elongation by RNA polymerase II. NCBI's taxonomy places the organism in Eukaryota, Fungi, Ascomycota, Sordariomycetes, Xylariales, Xylariaceae. Gene Ontology annotation, molecular function: RNA binding; double-stranded DNA binding. The coding region runs from base 386 to 1978 and encodes 530 amino acids.
UGUGAUAAUGGCAUUCACCAGAACGACGUCAUUCUGCUAAAUUGCAUAGGCGAUGCGGCUGCUUACUUCUAUAUGCAUAAAGAAAGAACACUCAAUGAAACGGCCCACCUGCAGUGUGACCCACAACCUUGAGGUACGUACCCAAGUACCUACAUAUGUAGCUUAGCAUCGACAUACACAUUUACUACCGCGUCGUCUUAUGAGUUUCUGAGAUUCCUAUCUCGAGAACACGCAGGUGCUAGGAGACUAGGGUGGUCUGGUGAUGAUUCCAGUGACCAAUCUCAUCAUCAAUAGCUCUUAGGUCGGCUUCGUUCAUGCAAAAUAAUGUGAAUGACCCCCAAGAAAAAGAAGCUGUAGCAGUCUUGUAUCUGCAAAUCCGUCCGCCAUGGCUUUAGCCAUUGAGUUCUUGACUAGCAUUCGAGGCUUUUUGAAGACACGCAACGGCAUUGGACUUCGUGACUGGCUUCGGGUCGAGCCGCCUCUACCCCAACAGUACCAUGCUCUGGCCACUGAACUCAAGACCGGCUAUCGUGAUGCUAAUGCCAUUGCAAAGCUCGUCGAGAGGUGUCUGCCCGAGGAGGAUGACCUACCAGAAGAUCAAGGCACUGCGUGGCCAGGGUUCAUCGCGUUUGUCAAGGAAUACUUUGAGUACUGGCGAGAUGUAGACUUCGAUGACCUUCUCGGCGCACACCAGCUUCUCAUGGGCCUGACCAAUUCAUGUACGACAGUACUAAAUCAUCCGACGUACGGGCUUAUAAUGCUUGAAACGAGCGUGUCUUUAUGCGUCUCUCUGUCCAAGCUAUCGAUGACCCUGAAUAAACGUCCGGAUCUGACUAAGAAGCUUAAAGCCGUGGAUACGGGCGACGAUGACCAAACUUCAAUCGUUGGCACUACGGCAGAAGUAAUCCAGAAGUUCUUCACUACAUGUCUUACAGAUCGAACAAGCCAGCGAUAUGGUCGGCCAGACGGUAAGAAAGUCGGGGUCUAUAUAUUCGCAAACCUCACUCUGAAGCUAUUGUUCGCUUGUCGCAAGACGCAAUUGGGAAAACAGCUUUUUACCAAUGUUAGCGCCAAAGCCCCUCCGUUGUCAUUCUACCCAGCAGCGCAGAGGGUUACGUAUCUAUAUUACCUAGGACGGUUCCAUUUUAUCAACAACCACUUCACGCGAGCUUCUCGCUGCCUUGAGCAGGCCUAUGUUCAGACGCCACCUAGCUUUCAAAAGCACCGACGCCUUAUUCUUACGUACCUAGUUCCUUCUAACAUGAUGCUGGGACGUCUCCCUUCUCCAACGCUGUUACAGAGACCAGAGAUGCAAUCGAUAGUGCCCAUCUUCUCGCCGUUUACCCAGGCCGUUCGCACGGGAAACUAUCUUCUUUUCCAGCAGGCCCUCGACAUGAACGAGAGUUGGCUAUUUCGCAAAGGGUUACUACUUACCCUUACUUAUCGCCUGCGCCCAUUGCUCUGGCGUUCCCUCUCUAGGCGGACCUUUCUACUCACAUAUGUCGCACCCACAGACGCCGAAGAUUCGCGCAAAGCCGCGACGCUGGAGCUACCACACCUCCUUAUCACCGCCUCAUACGUUCAAAAACGUUUAGAAGGAUACUUACCGGCCAAUCCCGGUGUCAAAGGCAGCCAAUCACAUAGUAACAAGAUGCUACUCAAGGCCGUCUCCAAUAGUGCAGGUUCCAGUCCCAAUGUGUCAACGCUUGCCCCGCCACCUGGAGGACCCAAAAUUCUACGUCCAAAUGAGGGCUUGAUAUGGGGAAACAUGGCCGUCACCGCAGAUCACGUCGAAGACAUGGUAGCUUCUCUCUGUGCGCAAGGGCUGCUUCACGGGUAUAUUGCGCAUUCCCAAGGUCGGUUCGCUAUUACGGGCACAAAGCAGAAAGGGAGCGCUGUAGCUGCGGGCUGGCCUUCUGUUUCUGAAGUACUUGCCCAGAAGGACGAUGACAUCCCUGGUUGGGUUAGAGACCAGUGAAACAAGACCAAUCUGCACCCCAUCGUGUUUCUCGUUUCACAUCUAUAGGUCCCGUGGUUUAUAUAUAUUGUAUAAGAGGGCCAUCGGUCGAGGCGGGUUUUGACGAUGUAUACGAACUAAAUGAUACCCGAUAUUACUGAACCUGUCCUGUCCGUAUUUGGGUCAAGAAUUUGGUGGAGGGCAUUAGUAAUUGAGCACAUCGAGUAAUAACACAGAUAUGGAAUGUCCACCUCGGUCAAAACGUCAUUCAGAGAGAAGAGGAUUGUGUUCUAGAAAAUCUGUAACUGCGUUGGGUAUUCGCACUCGAAAUUACACACUCCAUUUGAAUUAGGUGAACAUACUUCAGAGUAUUGUCAGUACUAUCUAAAGGAGUUGAAAUGCUACCCUGCCCAUCUCACGCUGUUCUCGAGUUUCUC